Molecule: messenger RNA, 2171 nt
Organism: Arvicola amphibius (Eurasian water vole)
Lineage: Eukaryota; Metazoa; Chordata; Mammalia; Rodentia; Cricetidae
Gene: E2f1
Product: E2F transcription factor 1
Exons: 7
Coding region: 1-1116 (371 amino acids)
Biological process (GO): G1/S transition of mitotic cell cycle; regulation of transcription by RNA polymerase II
Cellular component (GO): Rb-E2F complex
Molecular function (GO): DNA-binding transcription factor activity, RNA polymerase II-specific; RNA polymerase II cis-regulatory region sequence-specific DNA binding; protein dimerization activity
Source: RefSeq, a predicted model, not a curated record
AUGGUGGUGACAGGUGCCUUUUGUGUGGUCUCACUCCUGGUUACUGGGCCUCUUUCUGUGUUUCUGCUACAGGUGAAACGGAGGCUGGAUCUGGAAACUGACCAUCAGUAUCUGGCUGGGAGCAGCGGGCCAUUCCGGGGCAGAGGCCGCCACCCAGGGAAAGGUGUGAAAUCUCCAGGGGAGAAGUCACGCUAUGAGACAUCGUUAAAUCUGACCACCAAACGCUUCUUGGAGCUGCUGAGCCGCUCAGCUGACGGUGUUGUUGACCUGAACUGGGCGGCUGAGGUGCUGAAGGUGCAGAAACGGCGCAUCUAUGACAUCACCAAUGUCCUUGAGGGCAUCCAGCUCAUUGCCAAGAAGUCCAAGAAUCAGAUCCAAUGGCUAGGCAGCCACACCAUGGUAGGGAUCAGCAAGCGACUUGAAAGCCUGACCCAGGACCUACAACAGCUGCAAGAGAGCGAGCAGCAGCUGGAUCACCUGAUGCACAUCUGUACCACACAGCUGCAGCUGCUUUCUGAGGACUCAGACAGCCAGCGCCUGGCCUAUGUGACCUGCCAGGACCUUCGGAGCAUAGCGGACCCUGCAGAGCAGAUGGUCAUAGUGAUCAAGGCCCCUCCUGAGACCCAACUACAAGCUGUGGACUCUGCAGAGACAUUUCAGGUCUCUCUUAAGAGCAAACAAGGCCCCAUCGAUGUUUUCCUGUGCCCUGAGGAGAGUUCAGGGGGCAUCAGCCCUGGGAGGACCCCAUGCCCAGAGACGUCAUCUGGGGAGGACCGGACCUCUGACUCUGGCACUGCAGGACCUCUGCCAUCACCUCAUUCCACAUCCCCGACCUUGGAUCCCAGCCAAUCCCUGCUAGGCCUGGAGCAAGAACCAGUAUUGUCACGGAUGGGCAGCCUGAGGACCCCCACGGAAGACCAUCUGUCACCGCUGGUGGCUGCUGACUCACUCCUGGAGCAUGGUCGAGAAGACUUCUCUGCGCUCCUCCCUGGGGAGUUCAUCAGCCUUUCCCCACCCCACGAGGCCCUUGACUACCACUUUGGCCUUGAGGAGGGUGAAGGCAUCAGAGAUCUCUUUGACUGUGACUUUGGGGAUCUGACCCCUCUGGAUUUUUGACGGAAGCCUGCAGAGCCAGGGCAUCUGGAGAUACCUACCCUGUCUGCAGCUUUGGAGCCUCCUGCCCUGGGCCAUCCUUCCUGCCUCAUUGGAAAAGCACGAUUCAUACCCUCUUCUCUGUGCAGUAGCUUCUAGCUCUGGGGUUUGGCUGCUGCAAGAUGAGCAGACCAAAAGGGGAAGGAUUUCGUAUGGUGUGUGUGUGCGCAUGUGCACGCUCAUAUACACCCCACACUGCGCGGUGUACAUGGAGUGUAUUCUGUGUGUGUGCGUGUGUGUGUGCAUGUGUGUGUGUACCGGGGAAUGAAGGUGAACACAUCUGUAUGUGUGCUGCAGACACAUCCUGGUGUGUCCACAUGUGUGCAUGGAUCCAUGUGUGCGCGUUGGGGUGGGGGUGGGGCUCUAACUGCACUUUUGGUGUCCUUGCUGCAAAGGCCCUGUGAGGCCCAGGGUGGCUGCCUGCUCCCAGAAUCCUGUGUCAGCCAGGCCAGGUGGGAUAGCUAGUUUGGCUGGCUGGGAUUGCAGGGCAGCAAGAGCACUGCUUAAAAGUUUUCCGAUCGAAGCUUUAACGGAGCGUUUAUUUAUUUAUCGAGGCCUCUGACAAGCCCGGGGAAUAAGCGAAGGGUGGGAGGGAUAUGGGGCUGAUAUCCCUACUUCCUAUACUCUGAAGCAAGGGCAGCGUCCAAUAGCUUUUUUUUUUUUCUUUGCCCAACCCCAAAGGAGCUGAGGCCCAAGUAGUUUAUUUAUUGGGAAAGUGGGAGGCGGGAAACAGACUGACAGCCAUGGAUGGGGAGGUGGUUCCCUUUCAGAAGGUUGUGCCAGCACCCUAGCUGCACUCGUGUGGAUUUGAGGUGGGAAAAGCGAGUGAGGGCCUUCACUGACGGUGGACAGGAGGGUGGGUGUGGGGUUCCUCCUGUGUUUGGAGUGCCCCUCCAUUGUCCUCACCCUCCAAUCUGCACUUUGAUUUGUUUCUUGACAGUUCUGUUCCCUCCUGCUUUGAUUUUAAUAAAUAUUUUGAUGGUGUUAGGGCUGGGUUUGGGACUCCACACUGGUGUGAG